AGGUUCGACAGUGAGCUGAGUGCCGCCCAAGAAGAAGUCCAGAGGGAGAAGACCCUUGAGGGAGAAACUGGGCCGUGAGAAAGACAUGCUGACUGGAGAGGCCUUCAGUCUCAGACAGCAGUUAGAGGACAAGGACUUGGAGAUUUGUGCAGUUAACCUGAAGUUGGAGCAGCUGGAGGCGGAGCUCCAGGACCUCAACUCCCAGGAGUCCAAGGAUGAGGCAUCACUGGCUAAGAUUCGCAAGCAGCUCCGUGACAUGGAGGCAAAAGUGAAAGAUCAAGAAGAGGAACUGGAUGAACAAGCCGGAACCAUCCAGAUGUUGGAACAGGCUAAGUUACGUCUGGAGAUGGAGAUGGAACGUCUGCGUCAAACACAUUCUAAAGACAUGGAGGCCAAAGAUGAUGAACUUGAUGAAAUAAGACAGUCGUACAGCAAGAAGUGGAAGCAAAUGGAGGUCCAGCUGGAGGAAGAAUACGAGGAGAAGCAGAAGGUGCUGAAGGAGAAAAGAGAGCUGGAGUCCAAGCUCCUGUCAGCUCAGGACAAGGUGAGAAGUGGUGAUAUUGAGACUGAGAAACGUCUGAGGAAAGACCUGAAGAGGACCAAGACCCUGCUGGCUGAUGCUCAGAUGAUGUUGGAGCACGUGAAGAACAAUGCACCCAGCAAGAGGGAGACUGCCCAACUCAAGAACCAGCUGGAGGAGUCUGAGUUCACCUGUGCUGCUGCACUUAAAGCCCGCAAGUCCAUGGAGGUGGAGAUUGAAGACUUGCAUCUUCAAAUGGACGACAUCUCUAAAUCCAAACAGGCGGUUAGUAGACCUCUCUGCAUAAUACAAUCAAUAAUAAUGUUACUUGAUUAGUAUUAUUGUUAUUAG
This is a messenger RNA of Nerophis ophidion (straightnose pipefish), 871 nucleotides long. RefSeq names its product unconventional myosin-XVIIIa-like. NCBI's taxonomy places the organism in Eukaryota, Metazoa, Chordata, Actinopteri, Syngnathiformes, Syngnathidae. The coding region runs from base 86 to 856 and encodes 256 amino acids. The record is from RefSeq and is a predicted model, not a curated record. The transcript is spliced from 7 exons.